UAGCAGCCGCUAGCUCAAAUCGACACGUCGUAUCAGACAGAAGCUGGGUGUUACCGAGCGAAUAAACGUACAAUGUCCCCCCUUUAGCCCGGUUAGUGUGUCUCUGGUUCACGGUCAGACGCGGUGGACUUUGUGCGUAAAAGUUCCUCCGUGCGCCCCGGGUUUGUUGGCACCCGUCUGACCGAGCCAUGAUGUUGAGCAGCGGGCAGCUUCGCACUCGCAUCGCCGCUAUAGUGGAGUCUCUGUGCCGAACCGCGGUCACAGAAAUCUCCAAAAUCGUGGAGGAUGGGAUGAUGGUGCUGCGCCUGGAGACGUGCUACCGGGAGAGCGAGAUCAAGCGGCUGAAGGGAGAUAUCGCCCGGCUUCAGGUGGAGCUGAGAGCGGCGCAGGAGGCAGGGGCCACGCCGAGAAGGGAGCACGGAGCGCGGGACAACCUGGCUAUCCAAAACAAAGACACCUCCUCCAUAUUUGUCACUUUUAUUCCUUCAAUCGACCACAAAAACCAGCCCGUGUCUCUGGUGCAAAAUAGAACGCUUGAAGAUCGAAGUGAAGACCCUCCUCCACCACGGCCGAUAGAACCGCACAGGACCUCCAUUUUGGAAAGGGACAGUGACCAAACCACAUCUCAAAAUGCCAAUUUAGGACGCUCUGAAAAUAGCCUGCCCCAUUUGGCGAAUUCUUCAGUGGAAGUGGGGGCGAGUGGCAGACAUUUUGGAUUUAACCCGUUCACCGUGGAGCCGAAGAAGGAGAAGAUCUGUCCGUACUGUGGGAAGUGUUUUGAGCGAUCGGCACAUCUGGAGAGACAUAAGAUGAUCCACACGGGAGAGAAGCCUUUUCAGUGUGAGACCUGCGGGCGCUGUUUUAACCAGAAGUGCAGUUUAAAGGAGCACCGCAAGAUCCACAUACGAGAUGCACAACUCGCCAUACAAAACUCACUGUCCGGGGAGAAGUCUGUUUCCAAAAACGAGUCCAUUCAAAAUCACUCACUGAAUCCAGAGGAGACACAACAGCAAACAGGACCCACCCCCAUCACCCUCACCCAAAACCACGACACCCUCCUGUCUUUUGCACCUGUCAAGUCCGAACCUAUCGAGUCAAAAAUCGAACCUGUACAAAACCACCAGACGAUUCCCAAGACAAUUCCUCAAACAAUUCAAACGGUUUCCCAGACAAUUACCCAAGCGAGUCCCCAAACAGUUCAACCAAUACAGCAAACGGUUCCUCAGAAACAUCUCCCCAAACGAUUCCUCAAACGACUCCCCAAAAGAUUUCCCAAGCGAUUCCUCAAACGGCUCCACAAACGAUUCCCAAAACAAUUCCCAAACGAUUCCCCAAACGAUUCCUCAAACAGUUCCCCCACCAAUUUCCCAGACAAUUCCCCAAACAAUUCAAACGAUUCCCCAAGAAUGCAACGAUUUAAGCCUGAGAAUCGAACCUUCAACUUCAUUUCUGGGUUUACCGCCACUCUCUCCUCCCAUGGACACCUUGGAGCCUUCUAGUGGCAGUCAGCAGUACUACAUAAAGGACGGUAGCAUGUUUGACUUUCCGAAAAGAGCACCCAGACCAAAGAAAAUGUAUCCAUGUCCAUACUGUCCAAAGGUUUUCUGGAGGAGUGAGCAUCUGGAGAGGCACGUUCGGAUCCAUACGGGAGAGAAGCCCUAUGGGUGUUAUAUCUGCGGCCGGUUCUUUAGUCAAACCAGCAGCCUGAAAGGACACAUGAAGACUCACAUCAAUCUCAAGAUCAGAGGACACCUGUUAGGGAACAGCAGUGGACCUGUGGAUUCUCAACACGUGCCCCUCCCUUCUGAAAACCAAACUGUGAUGGACACUUUAGAACAAAAGCCUCGUCUGGACUGGCCCCCAACCACAACCGUGAAAUUGGAGCCAAAAGAGGAGCCACUGGACACUGAACCAGAGGAGAACCUUACCAAUAUGAACCAGGAAGUAGCUUGGACUUCUGGGAUUUCUGUGGACCACGACACAUUCAAAACUGAAGACAUGGAUUUUGAUGAUGCACAAAUCAAUAUAGAAAUGGUGCCUAAUAAUCAUUGCUUGACUUCGAUCAGUUCAGAAACGGAACAAGAAGAAAACAUGAAGCAAAAUGGUGAUUCUGUAGAAUUUGAUAAUCAAAAUCUCAACUGCAACCUGAGCGAACAGGGUAUGAGCUCCUACAUUUGUUCGGUCUGCGGAGAAAACUACGACAAUUUUAAUUUAUUUCAAAAACAUCAGUGUUUAGAACAGUUGCACAGUGAUGAGAUAUAAACUGCCUCUUUAAAGGGCCCAUAUUACACUGUUUUCUGAUUUAGUUUAUAAUGUAGUUUCCUCAUCACAAACAGACCUGGAGUUGUGUUUUGUUUCAUUCACACAUAUUUAACACAAAAGUUCUUCUCUUGAACCGAAAUCACCCUGUUCCACCUUGUGAUGUCAUGUGAUAAUACAAGAAGUGCUCUACUGUGUUUUUAAACUCCAUACACUUGCACUGGAAUCAUUUGGAAAAUUUCAGUCCUGGAAUUGCAAAUCUCUACUGAACUAAAGGUAAAAGGAGCUGUCAUCCUUACUACGUUUUGACCUUUAGAGAAUGUAGACAAAUAAUAAAGUGUUACUCAAACAUGUGAAUGAAACAAAACAUAAGGCCAGUUAUGUUUUUGAUGAGGUAACAACAUUAUAAUAUAAGAGUCAAAUGUGCGUAAUAUAGGAUCUUUAAAUGUAUAUAUAAUUUCUUGUUUUUGAUUAAUUUGCUGAAAUUUGCUUUAAAUUAUUUUAUCUCUGCAUAAAUUCUCAGAAUGUUGAAUACGAACAAUCAACAAAUGAUACAGAAGUAUAUAUAAUUUAAUAUUUUUUUUGUUUUUUAAUUGUGAGCCAAUGGUACAAUAAGCCGCAUACACAAAUAAUGUUUAGUUUGCGCAAUUUCUGUGUUUUUAUGUUUACAUGACAUUUGCAUUGCCAGUAUUUAAAGAUUCACUAUGUAACUUUCCUGUUUGAGGGACUGAUACCUGCUUAUUACCAUGGAGAUGUUAUUGUUUCGCCAUGGAGAAUUACUGCUAUUCAUUUGUGUUUAUGUCACUUAAAUAACUUGAAAUACAUCUAUUUUUUACUGUGAGGGGGCUUGCCUCCCCACAGAUCUGAUCUUGAACUUGGCCUAUUGGUGUUAACCUGUCUCCAUUAAGGGAGAUAUGUUUAAUGCCAUAUCAAGCUAACAUCUUCAUGGAGACAGGUGGUGAAAUCUCCACCUGAAAAGUUACAGAAUGCACCUUUAAUCAACUAAAUUAAAGCGUCCAUCCAUCCAUUUUCAUCCACUUAUCCGGGGCCAGGUCGCAGGGGCAGCAGUCUAAGCAGGGACUCCCAGACUUCCUUCACCCCAGACACUUCCUUCAACUCCUUCGAGGGGACCCUGAGGCGUUCCCAGGCCAGCCGAGAAACAUAGUCCCUCCAGUGUGUCCUGGGUCUUCCCCAGGGUCUCCUCCCUUUGGAACAUGCCCGGAACAGCUCGCGAGGGAGGCACCCAGGAGGCAUCUGGAACAGAUGCCCACGCCAAAUCAGCUGACUCCUCUCCACAUGGAGGAGCAGCAGCUCUACUCCGAGCUCCUCCCGUGUGACCGAGCUCCUCACCCUAUCUCUAAGGGAGCGCCCAGCCACCCUGCAGAGGAAACUCAUUUCGGCCACUUGUAUUUGCGAUCUUCUCCUUAAGGUCAUUACCAUCUUGACCACAACGGUUCGACACAGCCACUGCAUAACUGCAGAUGCUGUAUCGCUCCGUCUGUCAAUCUCACACUCCAUCCACCCCUCACUCGUGAACUCAUUGCUAAGGGCUGUCUGUUGUCCUGUUGGCUUCAUCAGACCAGGACCUGCAAUGUGCGCUGGGGCGGUUUGCAGCCGAGUGUGAAACGGUUGGGAUGAGGAUCAGCUCUUCAAAGUCUGAGGCCAUGGUUCUCGACCAGAAAAAGGUGGCUCCGGGUGGGUGGAGAGUCCCUACCUCAAGUGGAGGAGUAUCAAGUUUAGGACUUGAAGGAUGUACAAUAUUAUGAAUAAGAUUUCUAGACAUUGUUAUUAUGCUGUUUUUCAUGUAGAAUUGUUAACUUUUCCAGUGGCCAGACGCUGUAUUGACCAGUCAAUUCAAUCAAGACAUCUCCAUGGAGACAAGCAGGUGGUGAAAUCUCAGAACUGCAGAAACCUUACACAGUGUACCUUUAGCCAAGCAGAUUAAAAUAGUAUCAUGAAUGGUAGCAAUUUAAAAAAGAAAGAACUACCAGACUUCCUUCUCCCUCAGACCCAAUGCUCAAAACCAUUGUACGAAAUGGUUAAGUUGUUUUUUGUUUUAUUUUUAGGACUUGAAGGAUCUAGAAUCUCCUCAGUACAUUUUCUAUGCGUUGUUUUCAUGUUGUUUUUCAAUGGCAUGUGGUACUGUUACCUUUUCAAUGGACAAACACUGUACUUGAUUUUAAUACGUUUUGUACCAUACCUGUUUCGUACGUUCAGAUAUUAAGUGUUAACAACUGACUGUGAAUGUGCAAUGAAAAGAAUGUGAUAAAAUCUGACUGAACUGUU
Boleophthalmus pectinirostris (great blue-spotted mudskipper) is the source of this 4545-nucleotide messenger RNA. Its product is annotated as zinc finger protein 236-like. The coding region runs from base 189 to 1499 and encodes 436 amino acids. Gene Ontology annotation, biological process: regulation of transcription by RNA polymerase II. Gene Ontology annotation, molecular function: RNA polymerase II cis-regulatory region sequence-specific DNA binding; DNA-binding transcription factor activity, RNA polymerase II-specific. The transcript has 4 exons. Lineage: Eukaryota; Metazoa; Chordata; Actinopteri; Gobiiformes; Gobiidae. Gene Ontology annotation, cellular component: PcG protein complex; transcription regulator complex. The record is from RefSeq and is a predicted model, not a curated record.